CGCACCCAAGCCCUGGAUAUCAGACCGAACGAUGGCACUGCUUGUAUCCCAGCCGGUCCCGAACAUAACUUGAUGCGACGAAUUGUCAGACGUCAAGUGAAGGUGAGCGUGCAAGGUGACCGUGAAGUGUGGUGGACACAAAGCGCUAAGGAAGUGGAAGAGGUCCAGAAAGUCGGUAACGAACUAGGAUUAUUUCAGUUGAUCCGUGCGACCAGUCCCCGGGAACCACCUGUGAGCGAAACCAUCAAGGGUUGGAAUAGAGUGAACGUCUCGAAUGAAGAUGAACGCAUCAUCAUCAUCAUCGACAGCAUGACAUCAGUGUUCAACAUUGAUGCUUCACUGCGCAUCGCUUGCCUAAACCUUACUUUCCCUCUCGAUGUAUGUUGUGUCUCCGAAGCACGUAUACAAGACCCCACUUCGGUCGUGCUCCUCAAGCCGCUUAGGACUAGCCCAGGUGUUCCACACUUCAAUCUUCGGGUAUCCGGUAAUUGUGACGCAAUAACUCGUGGUAUCUACGGUGUGGUAGUUGCACUCAUCCCCAAGGCUGAAAUCGCUCUACUGGACUGGAUCCCAGUAAACGGUCGCCUUUGCGCUGUGCGGUUGUCUAGCUCAAUUAAGAUUAACGCAGGUCGAUUUGAUGUUUGCUUGUCGUAUCAGCAUACGCCCCAAAAGAUAGCGGUUCUGAGACUGAGAAGGCCUACCGUAAUUUCUGCCAGCAUGUACUGUGAAGAACUGAGCAACUCCGUACAAUCUAUCGACCUGCACGACAGUUGUGGCUUGAGAAAAAGAAAUACGGACACUUUAACCGCCCACGAAGACUCCGAGGAAACGACAAUAGCAAAAGUAGGCCCACCCAUUCUGAUUCUUCUUAUAAUUCAGCGAGAAGGGAAACCAAUUCUACCGCCUGGUUACCAGCUUUCCCACUGUUUGGCUGAAGGUGGGAUGGGUCGGGUGUUCCUAGUGGUCAAUCCGGAAACAAAGGACUGUCUGGCGGCUAAAGUCGUCAGCGUCUACGGACGCAUGUUGUCGAUGAAGAACGCAGAAGAAAAUGUGGCAAAAAUUCGUGCCGAUCUACGCCAAGAAGCUGAGUUGCAGCGCCGUCUAAAACACCAUCAUGUUGCUACCGUUUAUGGAAUCCGGAAUACACCAUCUUUUACUUUCAUGUUCAUGGAACUGCUUCCAGGCGGCGAACUUUUUGAUCGCAUCCCAAUAGGCGUUGGACUUCAUGUGCAACAGAUGUUCAUCUACUAUUCUCAGAUAUUGGAUGCCCUGCAUUAUCUACACACAGACCAACUGAUUGCGCAUUUGGAUGUGAAACCCGAAAAUAUCAUGUUGACCAGAAAGGACCGAGCCAAACUGAUUGAUUUCGGGUGGGCUGUGGAUCUGAGCAAGAACCCCGUACUCAAAGGGCCUGUCGGAACCACCAGUUAUGCUGCUCCCGAGGUGUUUGGCAGAUGGUCAGUGUGUUUCCGUUUUGCUUCCUUUCACUGUUUACGUAUGUGUCGUCGAACGUUUUUUGACUAUCUUUCACCACCCUGGGUAGUCGGAACAGUUCGCGGACGUGAGGAUGUCUUUGACCAGGUGAAUAAGAGAAUGACGGAUGAGGUUGAGUCAUCCAUUUUACCUUGUCACCGUCAUUGGACUGGAUUGUUGACCAAUCGAGUGUUGUAUGCGUGUGCACUGGCAAUCGUGCCUACAAAACUUACACAGUUUUUCGAUCCCUAUAGUGGACCUCCGGUCGAUAUUUUCUCUCUGGGUGUUACACUGCUAACGGCAGUCACUGGCCAACGCUGUUGGUCACGCGCGAAUCCAGAUGUGGACCCCAUCUAUAAACAGUGGGUCGAUCGCCGUGAUUUGCACGCUGGGCCCAUUUUCUCGCGUCUACCCCCAGACUUAGCAAACUUUCUCACCCGUGUUUUGGCUCACAGACCGUCCGAGCGCCUCACGGUUGAUGGGGUUCGAUCUCACCCAUGGUUUCGACGUGGACUUUUGCGGCGGCUGACUCCCGUUGCUCCACCACCGAGACCUGUAUCUACUAACCGUGACACACAUCGAGAUUCUCUUGAGUCUUCGAUAUCCUCUAGAGAUUCCUUACAGCCUGAUGCCCCAGUCCCCUCAUCACAACCCGUCUACACGUGUCUAACACAGGCGGACCCAACCGCGAACGAUCUGCGUUUGUCGCAGCCCGCUGAUAUGACCAGCAUGCUCAUGGCUAGUCAAUCUGCCGAUCCGGAUGACAUGCGACUUGGAUUUUCCUGUUUGAUGAAACGAAUGACCAGAUUCUUCUCGGCACUUUCUUCUGUGGAGCACACCAUGGAGGUGAUGCGAGCGGUUAUCAUACAACGCAGACAGCUACGGCCCAUCUCCAAAGGUCCUGGAAACCUAAUGGUUCAGAUAAGAAACCAAGAUCAUCCGGGUACAGCCUUUCGUAUCCUGCUUUAUCCACUUGCCGGUUCGAUCCUUGCUGAUUGUCGUCGUAUUUCGGGUGACGGCCUACUGUUUCACCAAACAUAUGCUGCACUUUACGCCGACCUUGUGGCAAUGGGAGCGGUAAACGAAUCGCAUCCCUAUUUACGCAUGAUACUCCCGGAUCAGGUGACUGCAGACGCGUCCGGUGAACCGCCUGUUUCUCCCGACCCCACGCAUCCUGGUGAUCAAAAGUCCGCACCCAUGGAGUGCUGACCCCACCCCUAUGUGGAUUUCUACACACUGAUUUUGUACUACUCAGAUGAACCCAGAUUAAGUAUUUUAUUAAAAUUUUCGCACUAUCGUGUACAUGUG
Opisthorchis viverrini is the source of this 2781-nucleotide messenger RNA. RefSeq lists its product as hypothetical. Lineage: Eukaryota; Metazoa; Platyhelminthes; Trematoda; Opisthorchiida; Opisthorchiidae. The record is from RefSeq and is a predicted model, not a curated record. The transcript is spliced from 11 exons. Gene Ontology annotation, molecular function: protein serine/threonine kinase activity; ATP binding. Gene Ontology annotation, cellular component: cytoplasm. Bases 73 to 2682 code for a protein of 869 amino acids. Gene Ontology annotation, biological process: intracellular signal transduction; protein phosphorylation.